AACUCUUUGAAGAUGGGAUGGACAUAAAUAAGAACAAGCUAACCAUUAAAAAAGCAAUCGAUUAUAUAGCAGAUGCAUGGAGUAAUGUAGCUGAAGAAACAAUAUUUAAUUGCUGGAAGAAAACUGGCAUAUUGCCUAUA
This is a messenger RNA of Racocetra persica, 140 nucleotides long. The record is from the annotation of a GenBank genome assembly. Lineage: Eukaryota; Fungi; Glomeromycota; Glomeromycetes; Diversisporales; Gigasporaceae.